Molecule: messenger RNA, 1115 nt
Organism: Alnus glutinosa
Lineage: Eukaryota; Viridiplantae; Streptophyta; Magnoliopsida; Fagales; Betulaceae
Product: MADS-box transcription factor 23-like
Exons: 9
Coding region: 50-841 (263 amino acids)
Biological process (GO): positive regulation of transcription by RNA polymerase II
Cellular component (GO): nucleus
Molecular function (GO): RNA polymerase II cis-regulatory region sequence-specific DNA binding; protein dimerization activity; DNA-binding transcription factor activity, RNA polymerase II-specific
Source: RefSeq, a predicted model, not a curated record
CAAAACGACAGCAGACGUUCAUUUCGUUCCGGAGAGAGUGGCUUCCGUCAUGAGACCCACCAAGUGGGGUUGGGAGUUGGGAAGCACAGGACCACUUGGGUUUUUUCUUUUUUUAAAGAAAAUGGGGAGAGGAAAGAUUGUCAUCAAAAGGAUUGACAACUCGACUAGCAGGCAAGUGACUUUCUCCAAGCGAAGAAAUGGGUUGCUCAAGAAGGCCCGUGAGCUUUCCAUCCUUUGCGAUGCAGAAGUUGGACUUAUUGUCUUCUCCAGCACCGGCAGGCUCUACGAUUUUGCCAGCUCUAGCAUGAAAUCUGUUAUUGAACGAUACAACAACGUAAAAGAGGAACACCAUCGGCUGCUGGAUCCUGCUUCGCAAGUUAAGUUUUGGCAAAGGGAAGCAACAAGCUUGAGGCAGCAACUGCAAUAUGUGCAAGAAUGCAACAGACAUCUAAUGGGCCAGGAACUUUCUGGUUUGAGUAUCAAAGAUCUACAAUAUUUUGAAAACGUACUCGAAAUGAGUUUGAAGGGUAUCCGUAUGAGAAAGGAACAAAUUUUCAUUGAAGAAAUAAAAGAACUAAACCAGAAGGGAAACCUUACCCAUCAAGAAAACCUUGAUUUGCAUAAAAAGGUAGACAUAUUUCAUAAAGAAAAGGCAGAGCUGCAAAAUAAGGUCUACAAAGAAAGAGAAGUAAAUGAAGCAAGAAGAAGUUCACAUCCUCUACAAACUAUCAACAAUGGAUAUGACAUUCAUGCAGCCAUCCAUCUCCAGCUAAGCCAACCUCAAUCUCAACAUAAUGAAGCACAAGCAAAAGGACCAAAAUUGGGACUACAAUUGCAAUAAUGAAGUUGGUCAACAACUGGGGAUGACUGUCCAUCAUUAUCCCAUCAACAACUUGCUACAAUGGAAAAUUAAGCUUCUACCAAUGAGGUCUAAUAUUUCAGCUAUUGGUAAAAUACAUUCACCAUAGUAAAAUUUGGAUUUGAUAUGCAAUUUUCUAUGAGGAAAACUUAAAAAUUUGUCUAAGAUCAUCCUUUCUAUGUUAAUUUAUACAAUAAAGUGUCAUGUGUUUCACCUGCUUGUUAGUUGUAGAUUCAACUAAUCUUUGGUUUAUGAA